Messenger RNA from Trichomycterus rosablanca, 3673 nucleotides. It is a transcript of the gene btbd10a, whose product is annotated as BTB (POZ) domain containing 10a. Gene Ontology annotation, biological process: positive regulation of phosphorylation. The record is from RefSeq and is a predicted model, not a curated record. Gene Ontology annotation, cellular component: cytoplasm. The coding region runs from base 184 to 1572 and encodes 462 amino acids. The transcript has 9 exons. Gene Ontology annotation, molecular function: protein binding. Lineage: Eukaryota; Metazoa; Chordata; Actinopteri; Siluriformes; Trichomycteridae.
UUCUGUUACAAAUCCUUCUUUACUGAAGUCGAAACCGAAUUUUGCUUUUUACAAUGAACUGCUGAACGUUCUGGUUUAAGGCUGGUAUUUACCAGGCACAGUUAGUUGUGGUGAAGCCCUUCGUCUUGAACACUGACUGGGCAUGAGCUUUGCUUUACCCAUCCAUUUUUAAUAUCCCGUUUGAUGUGGUGCAACAUGGCUGCGCGUCCAGUUUCUUAUGACAGCAAUUCCAGCGACACUGAAAACUCUGAGCAAAGAUCGAGCAGUCGACCUCGCAGAGUUUACAGACACUCAAGCAGCAGCAGUCGAUUGCGGGGAUUUCAGUUGCAGAACGAAGCAGUGAGAAUGAGUGUGCAUGGGGCCGAGCUCUGCAGGGAGAGGCGUCGCUCUGGAGAUCGUUCCAGGGAUUCAUCACACGAAAGGGCCGAGGGCCAACUCACGCCCUGCAUCAGGAAUGUUACCUCCCCUACACGCCAGCAGCUCAGUGAUCGAGAGAGGGAAGCAGGCUCUUGGUCAAGGUCUGCGAGUCCCAGGCCUCAGAAAGGCUGCUCUUCCGGUUCCUUCUGCCCUGAUUCCCACAGUAAAUCUCAUGGCUCGGACAUGAUUUAUGUCUAUGAAAAUGCUAAGGAUGGCACUCGCAGUGUGAGGACUGCAGAGCGGGUCACUCUCAUCGUGGAUAAUACGCACUUUGUUGUUGACCCGGCGAUCUUCACGGCUCAGCCGAACACCAUGCUCGGCAGAAUGUUUGGAGCUGGCAGGGAGUACAACUUCACCCGACCCAAUGAGAAGGGCGAGUAUGAGGUUGCUGAGGGGAUCAGCUCGACUGUGUUCCGCGCUAUCCUGGAUUACUACAAAUCGGGGAUAAUCCGCUGCCCUGAUGGGAUCUCCAUUCCUGAACUGAGGGAGGCAUGUGACUACCUUUGCAUCUCCUUUGACUACAGCACCAUCAAGUGCAGAGACCUGAGUGCACUGAUGCACGAGCUGUCAAAUGACGGAGCACGGCAGCAGUUUGAGUCAUACCUGGAGGAGAUGGUGCUGCCGUUGAUGGUGGCCAGUGCUCAGAGCGGGGAACGGGAAUGCCACGUGGUGGUGCUCACCGAUGACGAUGUUGUGGACUGGGAUGAGGAGUACCCACCACAGAUGGGGGAAGAAUACUCUCAGAUUAUCUACAGCACAAAACUGUAUCGGUUCUUCAAAUACAUUGAAAAUCGGGACGUAGCCAAGUUGGUGUUAAAGGAGAGAGGAUUAAAGAAAAUCCGAUUAGGCAUUGAAGGUUAUCCCACCUACAAAGAGAAGGUAAAGAAACGUCCGGGCGGUCGGCCUGAGGUCAUCUAUAACUACGUACAGAGACCAUUCAUCCGCUUGAGCUGGGAGAAGGAGGAGGGGAAGAGCCGACACGUCGACUUCCAGUGUGUAAAGAGCAAAUCGAUCAGUAACCUGGCAGCCGCUGCUGCAGACACUCCUCACGAUCAGAUGGUGGCACUACAUGCCGUCCCUCAGGUGGAUGAACUUGACAUCUUACCCAAUCACCAACAUCACCCUGAUCCCGAUGCUCCUGCGCCAGCCGUCUGAAACCCCUCAAUCACAUAGACACAUUAAUGCAGAUUUGGGCAACCAAACCCUUGUUGCCUUUGCAAGCCCUUUUCCUGCCUCAGGAGCAUCAGAGACUAUAGUGCGGCUGCGUCAGGGCAGCCGAGAGCAUGUAGUAUUUUUGAGUGUGGUUAAGUGUCUCACAUAGCUGUUGGAUUUGAAAAGGAUCCAAGCAAAACAUUUCAAGUCCUCACUUGAUGGUAUACAUGCAGUGUUGCCAGUGAUCAAUUGCUGUGUUUAGAGGGAAGCACCACUUCAUAAAGAAAUACUGUGAUUAUGUACUGAUGUUUGGGUCAGUUUUUCACCAGGAGUCAACCUACUGCACAAGUCGACUCUUAAGCCAUGGUCAAGUGUGUGCGGCCAGCUGUUGGCAAUAGAGUUUGCAGUGUCCCAAACCAUUGCCACUGAUAUGAAGCCAUCCAUGCUAGUUUGGGUUGUGGGCCAUAACAGUGGCCAGAAUUUGUGUCGUGCACUGCACCUUUUAUAAAGCAAUAAUAGGUCUAUAUCAUAGAAGUGUGGACUGCACAGUCAUUUGUCUUGUGCUAGAAAUUGCAGAUGGCCUGCAGGUUGAGAAAUCCAGAUCUAGUGCAAUGUUGAUGAGAAAAUAAACUAAAACGUGCAUAGCAAGCAAACUACACCCAAAAGAGAAGAGACACAGAGAAGCUUAUCUACUUAGCAUUCUUACGUAACUUCUACUCUUUUGCUGAGGCUUGCUAUAUUUUUAUAGUGAAAUGGCUGAUCAGAGAAUUUAGAAUGAUUUAAGAGUAUAAAAAUAAAAGUUAGUGAACUGCAUUCCACGGAACAAAAUAGUUCACAAAUCUGAAUUCUUAAGGCCAGUUCGACCUGGACAUUUUUUUAUUAUUAUUAUUUCAAACUGCUCUGUGUGAGAUUUGUUACAUGGGGCAGUUAUAUGUUAAUUUCAAGUCAGAUCUGAUACCACACAGGUGACCUUGUUUUACACGUCAUCUCAAUUUUUUCAGCGUAAGUGAAGUAUACACUUUAUAGAAAUUAAUUGAAAUCAUUCAAUCCCAUGUGCACAAUUUGAAUUCUACAGCCUGUCUAGCUGCUGAGCAAAGCGUUUAUACAAUAUGGUUUUAAUUUUACCCAAAUGUAUUAAAACAGAAGCGUGUAUCAAGUAGACAGCAGUGCAUAAAGAACAUGACCCUGUAAGAGAUACCAGUGAAAGGAUUUUGUCUUUCCAGUACUAAAUAGUAUUACACAUCAAAUAUGUUGUUUUAAUUUUUGAUUGGUUAUAAAUUGGCCUCUUAAAUGGCAGUACAUAACCUCCUGUAUUUUUGCAAAAAUAGCUUCCAAAUUACCAAACUCCACGUCAUACUAUUUAGUACUGUAGUAUGCAGUUAGGAACAGACCUCUGUGAUUUGGGGAUUUCCAGGUGAAGCGAUUGCCAUCUAGUCAUGAUUAGAGUUUGUAAUUUAUUGUCAGCUUGGUAUGUCAGGGUUUUCGGACUCUUAACAAUGCAAGCAUAUAAACAGAAGAAGCAGUUAAACGUCAUCAAUUAUUAAUCAAACGCAGCACAAUCUGUCUUGAACUGACACUUGAAAAAAGUCUCAACAUUUCACUGUAGAAUUAUUCACUCCAGUGACCUAGAUGAGUUUCACUGUUUAAUAUGUUGAAUUAAGCCAAUGUAGAUCAGAAUGAAGCGUUCUGGCUUGUUUGUUAUGUUCAAAUUAUAGGACAGAAGUAGAACGAAGUCUGAGCCACCUAGCUGUGCUGCACGGCCUUUCAGCAAUCAAAUUGUACACAAGUGAUGUCACACCUGUAUUUAAUGGUACUGGUUUUAUUUAUUCCUGUGUGUAGCAGCUGUGAUGCCACUUUUUAUGAAUAACUUUUUGUUUUAUAGUUUGUGAUUUCAAUAAAGGUAUUAGUUUGCUGUGGUUUAUUAACUAGGUAUUUUUACACACCAAGUAUUUUUAACAAGUGUUGAUGGUUUUGCACUGGAGAUUUGAAGCUAUUGUGUGUUACCAGUUAAGCCUAAUGUAAGCUGCAUGUCCAAUCACACUUGUCUAUGAAACAUUAUAUGGUUAAUAAACAUCUUAAUAAACAAAUGAUUUUAUCAAAAUUA